This is a messenger RNA of Capronia coronata CBS 617.96, 1992 nucleotides long. RefSeq lists its product as uncharacterized. Lineage: Eukaryota; Fungi; Ascomycota; Eurotiomycetes; Chaetothyriales; Herpotrichiellaceae. The transcript has 5 exons. The coding region runs from base 1 to 1992 and encodes 663 amino acids. Gene Ontology annotation, biological process: positive regulation of transcription by RNA polymerase II. The record is from RefSeq and is a predicted model, not a curated record. Gene Ontology annotation, molecular function: DNA-binding transcription factor activity, RNA polymerase II-specific; zinc ion binding; transcription cis-regulatory region binding. Gene Ontology annotation, cellular component: nucleus.
AUGACUACCAUGCCAACACCUCACGGCGGCGAUGCGAGUAGGAAGCCUGCUCGGACCAGAGACCGCAAGCCACGAGGGCGCGGUCUGCGCACGCGAACCGGCUGUAUGACCUGCCGCAAACGACAUCUCAAGUGCAACGAAGAGAAGCCAGUGUGCGGACCAUGUGCUCGGAGCAAUCAUGACUGCGUCUAUGCCGAUCCCUCGUCCAUUCAAGCAGCCACCCCCUACAACCCAACAUCCCAUCCAGCUCCCUCGCUGGCGGAACAGCCUCAGUCUGAGCAUCACCUUUCUCAACCCGCGUCGCCUGACUUUUAUGACACCGCCACGCCGCUCGCAUGCUAUUCGAGCAAUGCUGGCGCAGACAACCAUUCACAGAUGACUACUGUGCUGGCAGGUUGGGACGAAAACUCCAGUUCUCAACAAGACUCGCCUCGAUCCAAGGCGCCGCCUGUCUCGGUGACCGGUGAGCUCUCGCCUGGUGCGCCUUAUUUGCAGUCCCUAAUGCAAACGAGUAUCUCGUCUCAAAGCAUCUAUGCUGUGUCGAGUCCCGAAGAUAUCCCAACCGCUUGCCACAUCUCGAAAUCGGGUCCUUUGGCCGAUGCAGCGAUUGCGAAGUGGUUCGGAUUACUAGCUGGGGACGCCGAGUUCGAGGGAGAGCCUGCCCCGGUCAGCUUCAACGGCCGUCCACAUGUUCAACCUGAUACACGUACCUCCUCUCUCUCAGAGUUGGCGAACGCCCAGAGUCAUUUACGUGCCGAGUUCCCUUCCAGCAUAUCUGGCCCUGCAUUGGGGGCUGCCCGGACCGCCUCUCAUCGGAUUCCCUACUCUCACCCAGUGCCUCCCGAUUCGCACCUAUGGCAGUCGACCGCAGCAUUGACUCUCAGGCCUCAUGAAACCAAGAUAUUCAACCAUUUCGUGAACCGGAUCAGCCGUUGGAUUGAUCUCUUCGACCCAAUACGUCACUUCUCGACAUAUGUCCCUCACUUGGCGAUGCACAACGUCGGAUUGUUGAACGCCAUACUGGCAUUGUCAGUGAGACAUCUGUCUCUUAGUCCAACGAGCGAAAAUGGAGCUGUCCACGACAGAAACGAGUCCCUUCCCUAUUACCACGAAACUUUACAUUAUGUGCAAAAGGCGAUGCAGUAUGAUUCGUACAACACCAGUGCUGAAUUACUCGCCACGUGCCUAAUCAUUUCUGCGUAUGAGAUGCUGGACGGGUCCCGGAAAGACUGGGAGCGGCAUCUGCAAGGGGUGUUCUGGAUCCAACGUGCGCAGAGGAUCGAUGGUGAUUCAUUUGGCCUUCACCGAGCCGUCUGGUGGGCGUGGCUGUGCCAGGAUGUGUGGGCUGCGUUCAAAGAGAAGCGGAAGCCCUUCAAUUCCUGGACGCCGAGCAGGGAUUAUGGCGAGCUGAACUCUUACGAAAUAGCCGCACGUUCAGUCUACGUGUUGGCCCAAGUUGUCGCGUACUGCUCCCAGGAAGAGAUGGCACGAGGAGAAGUCGACAUCAGGCCGCGAAUCGAUAGGGCAGAAACCCUUGGUCACAUGCUUGAUGACUGGCAGCGACAUCUACCCAUCGAGUUUAACCCCUUGCCAUUGGAGAGCGGAGGAUCUGCUGUCUUCAAGCCAAUCUGGGUUCAUCCUCCGGCUUUCGGCGUCGCGAUUCAAGUGCACUGCGCCGCUCGCAUUCUGCUUCUGAUGCAUCGACCUUUCCUCCGGGGCUUGGCCGACCUUGUGCACCAGCAAAGAGAGAUUGGAACUUAUAUUGAGACUAUUUGUGGGCUAGCUGUUUCUACAGCGUCCGAUUACGCGUCGAGUAGCAUGACAUCUCAGUGUCUUUUCAUAGCUGGGCUAUGUGUGAGAGACCUGCGCCAACGUACGGCACUCGUCGAACUUCUUGACCUAUGUCACCGUUCUAGUGGGUGGCCCAUUCAGUCUCUAUCAAAAGAGCUAUAUAUGGUUUGGAAUGGGUUCCAAAAACAUCCGUUUCCAUGA